AUGGCAGUAGGAUUGAAAGAAUUUGAUUGGACGACAACAAUCAGUACCAAUCUUUUUAUGUUAAAAUGUGUGGGACUAUGGCCCGAAGCAGAAUUUUACAAAGCAAAUAUUUACACGUGUUAUGCAAUAUUUAACGCAAUUUUUAUAAUUGGUGGCCACAAUCUCUCCCAACUCAUCCUCAUUUAUUUCGUCUACUCCGACUUGGAAGCAUUAGCAAACACGGUUUUUGUGUUAACAACAAACAUCAUGGCAGCUGCAAAAAUGUAUUUCUUUGUCAGGAAUUUAAAAAUGAUUAAACAGAUGUUGGCGGUUCUCAGCAGUCCGGAGUUUUUGCCAAAAUCCGGCGCUCAAUUGGAUUUAGUUCAACCGUCUUUGAGUUUAUGGAAAUUGUCUUACACUGUUUUCUCUGUAAUAGUUGCAAUGAAUGUGUUUUUGUGGUCCAUUGCUCCGUGUUUCAACGAAGAACAGAGAUUUCCAUUCGUGGCUUGGUAUCCUUUUCAGACAAAUUCCAUGUUAAACUACUGUAUUGUUUAUUUAUACCAAGUUGUGUGCAUUUGGGUUAUAACUAUCGCAAAUUUGAAUAUGGAUACGAUGACGAUGGCUUUGAUGGUUUACAUUGGAACGCAGUGUGACAUUCUUUGCGACAACUUGAAAAAUCUUUGCGGAAGCUCGGACUAUUUUAACACACAAUUAAUCAAUUGUGUUAAACAUCACAAGAAAAUUGUAAAUUAUGCCAAAGAGAGUAACAAUAUUUUUAAUAUGAUAAUUUUGGGCCAAUUUGCCACAAGUACUAUGGUUCUUGCCCUUACAAUGUUUCAAUUGAGUUUGGUUAACCCUCUGAGUGGCAUUGCAGCAAUACAUUUAAAUUAUAUUCUCGGAAUUACUACAGAAAUCUUACUUUACUGUUAUUACGGCAAUGAAGUUGAAGUCAAGAGUAACCGAAUUUCUUACUCAAUCUAUAAGUCGGAUUGGUACCAGCAACCGGUUACAAUUAGAAGAAUAAUUCUCAUUCUUUGUGAAAGAUGUAAACGGCCUAUUAAAAUUACUGCAAUAAAUCUGUUUGCUCUUUCUCUAAGCACAUUUAUGACGAUUAUUCGCUCUGCUUAUUCUUACUUUGCAUUGUUGUAUAAUGUUAAUAAUCGUUAA
Messenger RNA from Tribolium madens (black flour beetle), 1146 nucleotides. RefSeq names its product odorant receptor Or1-like. Lineage: Eukaryota; Metazoa; Arthropoda; Insecta; Coleoptera; Tenebrionidae. The coding region runs from base 1 to 1146 and encodes 381 amino acids. The record is from RefSeq and is a predicted model, not a curated record. Gene Ontology annotation, biological process: sensory perception of smell; detection of chemical stimulus involved in sensory perception of smell. The transcript has 6 exons. Gene Ontology annotation, molecular function: olfactory receptor activity; odorant binding. Gene Ontology annotation, cellular component: plasma membrane.